AUGAGGAGAUGGAAGCGGGGUUUAAGCAAAAAGCUGUUCCCUCCCAGUCCGGGCAAGCUGGGCAAGUACACGAUCCGUAUGGUCACCGGCUUGGCGGGCUCCAGCGACCUGGUGCAGCUGUGGCUGCUGGGCGAGCACGGAGAGGCGGCCCUAGAGAAGCGGCUGGGGCCAGUACGCCUGCUGGAGACAGAGUGUGACGUCGACGUCCCCCUACACCUGGGGCGCCCCCUGCUGGUGAAGCUACGCAAACACAAAGGCUUGUUAGAUUUCGGCUGGUUAUGCAGGUGGGUCACCGUGACGGGCCCCGGAACCCAGGGCCAGGCCCUUUUCCCCUGCUAUCGCCGGGUGCAGAGCGACGGGAUCAUCUGCCUGCCCGCGGGCACUGCCCGGACUGUGAGCUAUGACCCCCAGAAUCUGUUUAAGAAAGAUCAGGAGCAGGAGCUCAAGGCAAGAAGGAAGGUGAACCGGUGGAGCUCCUGGAAAGACGGGAUAAUCCUGCCUAUAGCAGGGAAUACGCAGCGGGAUAUUCCCAGGAAUGAGCAGUUCCUCGAGGAUGAGGAUUUGGACUUCACUCCCUUUCCGGCAAAAGUCUUAGGCUUGGCCCUCAAGGAGACAUUGGAUCUCACAAAUUCUGUGAAAAGACUGGAAGAUUUCAAAAAAAUAUUCCCGUGUGGAAACACUGGCCUGGCUGAGCAGGUUAGAAAUUCCUGGAAGGAUGAUGCACUGUUUGGGUACCAGUUCCUCAACGGUGCAAACCCCAUGCCCCUGAGGCAUUCCACCAGCCUCCCAGCCCGGCUGGCACUGCCUCCAGGGGUGGAAGACUUAAAGACCCAGAUGGAGAAAAAACUCCAGGCUGGAUCUCUGUUUGAAGCUGAUUUCUCCCUGCUGGAUGGGGUCAAGCCUAAUGCCAUCAUUUUUAAGCACCAAUAUGUGGCAGCUCCUCUGGUCGUGUUGAAGCUUCAGCCUGAUGGAAGACUCUUGCCCAUGGUUAUCCAGCUCCAGCCAUCUUGUCUCAGAUGCCUGCAACCUGUGCUGUUCCUGCCCUCGGAUCCCCUCAUGGCCUGGCUUUUGGCCAAGACCUGGGUCUCUAGCUUUGAUUUCCAGCUGUACCUAUUACAGUCACACCUGCAGGGACACCUGAUGGCUGAGGUUAUUUCUGUGGCCACAAUGAGGAGCCUGCCCAGCCUGCAUGCUAUCUACAAGGUGGCCAGCACUGGUAGGGGAGGCCAUGUGGACAUUCUCCAGACCACAACUUGUUUGACCUAUUGUUCCUUCUGCCCUCCUGAUGACCUGGCUGAUUGUGGGCUCUUGGAUGUGAAAUCUUCUCUCUGUGGCCAAGAUGCCCUCGGGCUGUGGAGAAACAUCAGCUGGUACAUGGAGGGGAUGGCUGGUCUUUUCCACAAGAAUGAUGAAGCCGUGAAGGAUGAUCCAGAGCUGCAGGCCACUGAGACUGGCCCAGGGUUGUCCAGGACGGGAACUCGGGCAAACUCACCCACUGCCGUGGGCCGCUACCGCAUCCGCGUGGCCACCGGGGCCUCGCUCUUCUCCGGGUCGCACAACCGCGUGCAGCUGUGGCUGGUCGGGGCGCGCGGGGAGGCGGAGCUGGAGCUGCAGCUGCAGCCGGCGCGGGGCCAGGUGUCGGGAGGAGGGAACGCUGUCGUUGGAGGCCUUGUCAACGGAGACUCCACAAAGGUCCCCGCCUCUCUUCGGCCCCACCCCGCCUUUGACCCCCCCAACCCCAGCCCCAACCCCCGACAAAACGGCCUCUCCCGGUCCCUGCUACUAAGUCCCGCCGGGUUGUGGCCUCCGCAGGACGAGGAGUUUGAUCACGACGUUGCGGAGGACUUGGGGCCACUGCAGUUCGUGAAGUUGCGCAAACACCACUCCCUGGUGGACGACGCGUGGUUCUGCGACCGCAUCACGGUGCAGGGCCCGGGAGCCUGCGCGGAGGCCGCCUUCCCGUGUUACCGCUGGGUGCAGGGCGAGGGCGUGCUGAGCCUGCCCGAGGGCACCGAUUUCCAACUGCAGGAGCUCCAAUAUCACUUGCUGAACAACCAUCUGCUGGCUAAAGUCAUCGCCGUGGCCACUUUCAGCCAUUUUGCCUCCAUGUGCAUCUUCAUAUACACCGGUCAGUGUGCUUCUGCCAACCUGGGCCAGCUGGACUAUCACUCCUGGAACCCAGGUACCACGCAGAAGCCACCACACAUCUCCAAGGAUAUGACAAAAAAGGGUAUUGUAGACUCACUGCUCUGUCUCCACCAGGCCCAUAUGCUCAAAAAGGUCAAGAAAAAUCUGUCGUCCUUUGUGGCUUUCAUCUUCAUGAUUACAAAUGGCUUCUGA
Molecule: messenger RNA, 2340 nt
Organism: Ceratotherium simum simum (southern white rhinoceros)
Lineage: Eukaryota; Metazoa; Chordata; Mammalia; Perissodactyla; Rhinocerotidae
Source: RefSeq, a predicted model, not a curated record